UAUAUACAUACACAGAACUUUUCGUUAUUUUCAUUAUAUUCCACAUUAGCUCCAAACGAAACUUUUCCACAUCAGUGAGCAUUGUGAAAACGGAACUUUUUUUGUAAGCCUUCUCUUCUCUUUUCCACAAUCUUCUCUUCUCUUUAUUUCUUCCCCACAACAUACUUAAGCUAUCUGGUAUAUCAUACAAACAUUAUGUUCUAAAUUGUUUUUUUUUUUUUAAUCAAAGCAGAAAUUGAGCAACUUGAAGCAUUUGGAUCUCCGCUUCAGCCUUGGGUUAACAAAAACCCCUAAUUUUGGUGAUAUGCCAAACUUGGAGACACUAAAUUUAUCUCUGUGUGAGAAUUUGGAAGAGGUCCAUCCCUCUCUUGGACAUUGAAGAAUGCUUGCUUAUUUGAAUUUGCGUGAAUGUGAAAAACUUAAGAAGCUUCCAAAAUUGGUGGGCUCUCUUCUCUUUAUUUCUUCCCCACAACAUACUUAAGCUAUUUGGUACGUCAUACAAACAUUAUGUUCUAAAUUGUUUUUUUUUUUAAUUAAAGCAGAAAUUGAGCAACUUGAAGCAUUUCGAUCUUGGAAAGUGCCACGGGUUAACAAAAACCCCUAAUUUUGGUGAUAUGCCAAACUUGGAGGAACUAGAUUUAUCUCUGUGUUGGAAUUUGGAAGAGAUCCAUCCCUCUGUUGGACAUUGCAAAAUGCUUACAAUAUUGAAUUUGAGUUAUUGUCACAAACUUAAGAAGUUUUCAGAAUUGGUGGGGUUCUCUUCUCUUUAUUUCUUCCCCACAAAAUACUUAAGGUAUCUGAUAUAUCAUACAAACAUAAUGUUCUAAAUUGUUUUUUUAAUUAAAGCAGAAAUUGAGCAACUUGAAAUAUUUGGAUCUCCGCUGCUUCCUUGGGUUAACAAAACCUCUUAAUUUUGGUGAUAUGCCAAACUUGGAAACACUAGAUUUAAGGGAGUGUAAGAAUUUGGAAGAGGUCGAUCCCUCUCUUGGACAUUGCAGAAUGCAUAGAGAAUUGGAUUUGAGUGAAUGUGAAAAACUUAAGAAGCUUCCAGAACUGAAAUUGGGCAACUUGAUCGUUUUGACUCUAAGGGGGUGCGGUGGGUUAACAGAAACCCCUAAUUUUGGUGAUAUGCCAAACUUGAAGUAUUUGAAUCUAAGGGGGUGCGGUGGGUUAACAGAAACCCCUAAUUUUGGUGAUAUGCCAAACUUGAAGACACUAGAUUUAGGAUGGUGGAAGAAUUUGGAAGAGGUCCAUCACUCCCUUGGACAUUGCAGAAUGCUUACAGAAUUGGAUUUGUCUCAUUGUGAAAAACUUAAGAAGCUUCCUGAGGAUUUAGGAUCUUUGCAAUCUUUGGAACGCUUGAACGUGAUAUUCUGUCAGAACCUUAAUGAACUGCCACGAGAGCUACCCCCUAAUUUAUUGGAGCUGUCUGCAGAUUAUCUUUUAGCCUCGAAGAGCAUUAGAGAUCUAGUAAAUCAGUGUCUUAAACUGCAUAAGCUCUCAAUAUCAUGGUGUGGUCAUUGUAAAUGCGAAUGCAUCCAUUUGUUGCAACAACAUUUAACAAGGACAUACAUCCAAGUUUUUAUCUCUCCCUCACAUAUAUGAAUGUUGAAUAUUCUUGUCCAAAUGAUUUCUAUUAAUAAUGAUUCCGUUGCAGUUUCACUUCCCUAGAAGGAAUUAUUCUAGCUUUCGUUUUCCCGAAGUCAGAAUUCCAGAGUUGCUCAAUUAUCAGUUUAUAAAUCAAAAAGAGAUCUCAAUUGAGUUGAAUUCAUCUUGGUAUACCGAUAAAUUCAGGGGUUUUUCGAUAUGUUUUCGUCCUAAUAGCAAGUAUUUGGCAGUAGUAGCUACAUUGGUCUGCAAAUCUGACCUUGAAAGAAAACAUUCCUUGAAGUAUAACCUCUCCAAAUUGAGGCUCAACUCUUCUAUGUGUUUCAUCUACAUACCGUUUGAAACAUUCUAGCAGGCUUCUGACAAUAAAGAAGGGAAGAACCCAAAUGAUUAUUACCUGUUUGAGGUAUCUUCAGACAGACAGGAAGCAUCUUGGGGAAUUCACUUGGAGUAUGAGAAAAAAGAUUCUGCAGUGACACCUGAAAUUGGCCAUAGUGACAACUCAAUUCUAUUUUGGAUUCGCGUUUAGGAUAUUUGGGGGUACUUUCGAUUUUGUGGUCCUUAUUAAUACUUUCUUUGUUUCAAUGUAUGUAUUAGAUUUUUCUUUUUAGUUUGUUUGAUAUUUAAAAUAAUUUAAUUUUAAAA
Lycium ferocissimum is the source of this 2253-nucleotide messenger RNA. Its product is annotated as disease resistance protein RUN1-like. NCBI's taxonomy places the organism in Eukaryota, Viridiplantae, Streptophyta, Magnoliopsida, Solanales, Solanaceae. Bases 922 to 1605 code for a protein of 227 amino acids. The record is from RefSeq and is a predicted model, not a curated record. The transcript has 2 exons. Gene Ontology annotation, molecular function: protein binding.